This is a messenger RNA of Guillardia theta CCMP2712, 395 nucleotides long. RefSeq lists its product as hypothetical. NCBI's taxonomy places the organism in Eukaryota, Cryptophyceae, Pyrenomonadales, Geminigeraceae. The record is from RefSeq and is a predicted model, not a curated record. Bases 65 to 268 code for a protein of 67 amino acids. The transcript has 3 exons.
AGUACUGUUUUGAGCAUCAUCCUCUGUCUUCGCUGCCUGCCCGCCUCCGGGGUGGCUCGCCAAGAUGGGAACCUCCUCCGUCGUACUCGCAGGUCCUGCACUCAUCAAGGAAGGACUCAGCAUGGAACGACCUGCUGACUGCACUUGGUGCCUUCACGCGGCUGGUUUUCCGAAUCUGGUGGUUUGCUGUGCGCACGUGCAUGAGGGGCCUUGUCAGUUUCAUGUUUGCACUGCUGAGAUUGUUGGGGUACAUGCUCUCGAGGCGUAAGAAGGGAUCACCUGGUAGCACGGGGAAGAGCGCGUUUCCUGACAAGCCGGAGUGGACGAACGCGAACGCGAAUGAGGACUGGUAUGAAACCGACCGGAUGGCCAGGGGAUCGUACCACACACCCAAG